AUGCCUGGGCCGGGAGGACUCCCGCUGAUUGGUAUUGGAAUCAGUCUGCCCGACAAGGCCCACGUCCGCUUUCGUCAAUGGGCUUCGCAGUAUGGCGAAGUCUUCAAGUUGCGCGUUGGCUGGUUCGACUGGGUCGUCAUCAACAGCCCUCAGGCGAUGCACGAGAUUCUGAACAAACAGUCCAUCCAUACUUCCUCCAAGAUGCCCGCCCCACUGGGAAACGAUGUAGUCAUGGGGGGCAUGCGCAUGUUCACUCUGCCGUAUGGCCAGAAAUGGCGCACCUACCGCAACAUAUCGCACCAGCUCCUCUCGAGUACCAUGACGGCCACCUUCGUGCCGUCGCAGGAGUACGAGGCCAAGCAGCUCCUCUUCGACCUGGCGACUGACAACAAGAACCAAGACGAGUUCCAGAUGCACAUACGCCGCUUCGCCUUCAGCAUCAUGAUGACGAGCACCUACGGGAUGCGGGUGACCAACUGGGACGACGAAAACGUGCAUCACGCGCUUGCCAGCGCCCGCAUCCUCGGCCAGAUCACGCGCGCCGGCGCCUUCGUCGUGGACGAGCUUCCUGUCCUGGCGAGACUGCCCGCGUGGCUCCAGCCCGGACGGCGACAGGCCGAGGCGUACGCCAAGCCGAUGCUCGAGGCCAAGAUGCUGCUCUGGCGCAACCUCCAGCGGCAGGUGGCAGAGGGGAACGCGCCCGUGUGCUACGCGCGCGAGCUGAUGGAGAACAGCGACGGCUGGCGCAAGCAGGGCCUGCGGGACGAGGACGCGGCCUGGGUCGCCGGCGGCAACCUGGAGGCCGGGUCGACGACCACUUCCGUGACGCUGCUCAGCCUGCUGCUGCACCUGGCGGCGGCGCCGCACGUGCAAGAGACGGCGCACGCCGAGCUGAUGCGCGUCGUGGGGCCCGACCGGACGCCCACCUUCGACGACAUCAAGGACCUGCCGUACGUCCGCGCCUGCGUUAAAGAGGUGCUCCGGAUGCACCCGACGCCCUUCUGGGGUAUCAAGCACUUUGCGGAUGCCGACGUAGUCUACAAGAAUUAUGUCAUCCCCAAGGGAACGAUUCUUCUCGGCAACACCAGCUUCCUGCAUUACGACCCGGACCGCUACGAAGAGCCGUUCGAAUUUCGCCCGGAGCGCUAUCUGGGCUUCCCCAAGUACAGCUCCGAGUACGCCAACCAGGGGGACCCCUACCAGCGCGAUCACUUCACCUUUGGCAUGGGGCGGCGCAUCUGUCCCGGUUCACGGCUUGCCGAGAACUCCCUCGACAUUGCGCUUGCCAACGUCCUGUGGGCCUUUGAGGUUCGGCCGCCACUGGUAGACGGGGUGGAGGCUGCUGGUGUGGAUGUAAGCGACGACGCUUGGGACGACACGAGUUUCCGCGGCCCCAAGCCAUACAAGAUCCGCUUUGUGCCGCGCUCGAAAGACCGGCUUGAGCGGGUACAGUCGCAGUGGGGGGAAGCUAAGAAGGAGGGUUACAUCCUGAGAGGCCAGAGGGUAGACGUCAACGGCUAUGUUCAAAAGACUUAG
Molecule: messenger RNA, 1536 nt
Organism: Chaetomium strumarium
Lineage: Eukaryota; Fungi; Ascomycota; Sordariomycetes; Sordariales; Chaetomiaceae
Product: putative O-methylsterigmatocystin oxidoreductase
Exons: 2
Coding region: 1-1536 (511 amino acids)
Molecular function (GO): iron ion binding; heme binding; oxidoreductase activity, acting on paired donors, with incorporation or reduction of molecular oxygen
Source: RefSeq, a predicted model, not a curated record